Molecule: messenger RNA, 1642 nt
Organism: Lucilia sericata (common green bottle fly)
Lineage: Eukaryota; Metazoa; Arthropoda; Insecta; Diptera; Calliphoridae
Product: glutaryl-CoA dehydrogenase, mitochondrial
Exons: 2
Coding region: 158-1414 (418 amino acids)
Biological process (GO): fatty acid beta-oxidation using acyl-CoA dehydrogenase; fatty-acyl-CoA biosynthetic process
Cellular component (GO): mitochondrial inner membrane
Molecular function (GO): flavin adenine dinucleotide binding; fatty-acyl-CoA binding; glutaryl-CoA dehydrogenase activity
Source: RefSeq, a predicted model, not a curated record
CUGUAUGUUCCCCCCAGUUUAGUUCAGUGAGAAUACUCGUAUGAAGCAGUAGUGGAAAAAAACACACCAGCUGAUUUGGUUCUUGCUGUUUAUUGGAUACUUAUCUAACCAAAUAAUAAAAUUGAGACAAAAUUGUAAAAAAAUAUAAUUGAAAAAAAUGAUUGCCCAAAAUCUUUUAAGCAAAUUACGUCCUCUUGUUUCAAGAGCUAGUUUUGCCACCAAAGCAAGUGAACCAAAAUUCAAUUGGCAAGAUCCCUUAAAUUUGGAAUCACAAUUAACUGAAGAUGAAAUUGCCAUACGUGAUUCAUUCCGUAACUACUGCCAAACUACCCUAUUGCCCAGAGUAACCAAAGCAAAUCGUGACGAAGUUUUCGAUAAAGCUAUAAUGCAAGAAUUUGGUGAACUCGGUGCCUUGGGCUGUACUCUCAAUGGCUACGGCUGUGCUGGCGUUUCCAAUGUUGCCUAUGGUUUAUUGACACGCGAGGUUGAACGUGUUGACUCUGCUUAUCGUUCAGCCAUGAGUGUCCAGAGCUCUUUAGCUAUGGGUGCCAUUUACGACUAUGGUACAGCUGAACAAAAAGAAAAAUAUUUACCACUUAUGGCUCAAGGAAAAUUAAUCGGUGCUUUCGGUCUUACUGAACCUAAUCAUGGCAGUGAUCCAGCUGGCAUGGAAACUAGAGCUAAAUAUGAUAGUAAGAGCAAAUGUUAUAUUUUAAAUGGUUCCAAAACUUGGAUCACUAGCUCUCCCAUUGCCGAUGUCAUUAUUGUUUGGGCUAAGGGAGAAGAUGAUAAAGUACGUGGCUUUAUAGUGGAUCGUUCACAAUCUCCCAAAGGUUUAGCCACCCCCAAAAUCGAAGGCAAAUUUUCAUUGAGAGCUUCUGCUACCGGCAUGAUUCUUAUGGAUGAUCUUCAUGUACCCGAAGAAAACUUAUUACCAAAUGUUGUUGGUUUUAGAGGACCAUUUGGUUGUCUGAAUAAUGCUCGUUAUGGUAUUGCCUGGGGUGCUUUGGGUGCCGCUGAGGCUUGUGUCGAAGUUGCUCGUCAAUACACUUUGGAUCGUAAACAGUUCAAACGUCCCUUGGCCGCCAAUCAAUUGAUACAGAAAAAGUUAGCCGAUGCCACCACUGAAAUUGCUCUUGGUCUACAUGCCUGUUUGCAAGUUGGCCGUCUUAAGGAUCAAAAAUUGCACACACCCGAAAUGAUUUCCCUGAUUAAACGUAACAAUUCUGGUAAAUCAUUGGAAAUUGCUCGCGUUAUGCGUGAUAUGUUGGGUGGCAACGGUAUUGCCGAUGAGUAUCACAUCAUACGCCACGUUAUGAAUCUUGAAGCUGUUAAUACCUAUGAAGGUACACAUGAUAUUCAUGCUUUAAUUUUGGGUCGUGCUAUUACCGGUAUUCCUGCUUUUGCCAAUUAAAAUUUGAUGAGAAUGUAUGUAAAUAUUGAACAUAUUCGAAACAUUGCAUUUAUAGGUUUUUAUAUAUCGUGCCCUAAAAUUUUACACUUUAUGUUACAAUGUAAAAAUUUUUCUUGUCUUUUUCUUUAUAGAUUAAUAAACUGUAAUUAUGCAUUUAAGAUUAAAAAAGAAAAUAAAGUUGUGUAGCGUAAAAUGUAAAUAAAUACUUAUAUUAAUACUGAAUUCAAA